This is a messenger RNA of Mycena citricolor, 251 nucleotides long. The record is from the annotation of a GenBank genome assembly. NCBI's taxonomy places the organism in Eukaryota, Fungi, Basidiomycota, Agaricomycetes, Agaricales, Mycenaceae.
GCCCGAUACUCGCACACGGUCUUCUGCCCCUGCCAAAUCCCUUGUGCUCUCCACAACACAUGUUUUUAAUUUUCCUCGGAUUCUUCCCAGGGGGGCCUCUGCGCGAGCGACAGCCUCCCAGAUAUGUCGCUUUCCCUGAAUCGGCAGUUUGGGCCCGCGCAACAGUCUCCUCCAGGGGCGGCGGCCCACGACGGCGAUGUUCUCACGCAAACCCAAUCACCAUUGCGUGCCCGGCCUCAUGUUGUCCUCCC